ACCAGAGACGGACAGGGGGGUUCGGCGGGCCACACAUCAUCGAUGGUUCACUUGUCUUUCUUUCUACCACACUCGUUGUCAACCUUCUGAUCACACUUUCCCAAUUUCCUUUGCAACUCGACCCUGCUCCGACGUUCUCGCCCUCGCUUGGAUUGCCGGUACAGUCAACGCGCGCGCAAAUACCCGUGCUCUCCGACACGCAUGUUGUCUCUCCUACUUUCUUGACUCUCACCCAUACUUCCUCAUACUCAUUCCUUUCCUUUCCCAUCCGCUUUGAUCAGCCUUGUGUGGUACCCGCCUGAUACUCCCACGCUGGUAUACCAACCACUUUCCUGAUUAAUCUCAUCAACCUCGCCCGUGGAGCAGUCCGCCAGCACCUCGACGUUCUGGCCGGCGUCGCUGGCUUCACGACAUGGAUUCUCGCGCGUCCAGCGCCAUGAACGAUGCUGGUUCUCGCUCGCCUGUUGGGCCAUCAGGACUCAGCACUAUGAAACCUGAAAACGCAGAUAACACUCCACGUGAAAUUAUGAGUGCUUCUCACACCCCAGCUCCUGCUAAUACCGAUCCACCCACGGAGCCAAAUUCACGACAAUCAUCAUCGCGGCCAACGGAUCCGCCAUCGGCACAGGACUUCUCAGAUGUUGCAAUGGGUGACGCCAUGCCUUAUGGUACACGCUCACGCAAUCGUCCUCGACCGAAUUACGCAGAGGAUCAAGACAUGGAUUUCGAAGUCCCCCCGCCACCAGCCAAGCCUGCAUCUGCCAGAAACGCCACGGUUGUUGAUUCGAAGCGCAACCAGCAAGUUGUAACAGAAACCAAAAAGGUCGCCGCGGACCCUUCAAUUGUCCGAGUCAAUGGUGCAGAUCACGAUGAGAGAUCCCCAUCCGUUUCUGGCAAGGAGACGAUCCCAGGAACUUCGUCUUUUCCUACUGCCCCGCCUAAGAAGCGCAAGGCAGCCGGUGCCGCCAAUACGGCCAUUGCUGCAUCGGGAUCUGGUAGCACCACUGCAAAUGUCGCCGCGCAACCUCUUACGAAACAGCCGGCAACUUCAAUUCCUCUAGCAAACAUGUCCCGUGAAUCCAACAUGAUGACUUUUGAGAAAUCGAAGGCAUUUCUGAAGAAAGGCGGGCUUGUGGCAGAUGAUGGCACGACCUUAUACGUUGACGAUCAUGUAUAUCUCAUUUGUGAACCACCCGGUGAUCCUUACUACCUCUGCAGAAUUAUGGAGUUUUUGCACACCAAAUCCGACGACCCGAAAUCCCCCGUGGAUUCGAUCCGGGUGAAUUGGUUCUAUCGCCCACGCGAUGUACAACGCGCCAGUAGCGAUAGUCGCAUUGUCUAUGGUACUAUGCAUUCUGAUGUCUGUCCUCUUACCUCUUUACGCGGAAAGUGCCAGAUCCUUCAUCGUUCCGAAAUCGACAAUCUCGACGAGUACCGCAAAGGCAAGAAUUGCUUUUGGUUCAAUCAAAUUUUCGACCGCUUCAUUCGAAGAUUCUACGAGGUGGUCCCAACUUGGCAGAUUAUCAACGUACCAGACAAGGUCAAACAAGCUCUAGAUGAGAGAUGGAAGUUCAUCGCUGUCGAAAUUAACAGAGUCAAAGAACUCACGGCUGAAGUCAAGCUCUGUAAGAGAUGCACUCAAUACUGUGCAAGCAACGACUCCGUUGACUGCGCAAUCUGCGGCAACUGCUACCACAUGAAUUGUGUCCGGCCUCCACUGCCCAAGAAGCCUACACGUGGUUUCGCUUGGGCUUGCGGUCCAUGCAACCGCGUUACGGAAAGAAGAUUGGAGAACGGCACUUCUUCUGUUGGGGUCGAAGAAGAAGAAGAGGUUUUCGAAGAAGAGGAAGAAGACCCGGCAUUGGCUGCAAGCACUCGAGCACCAAGCCCCAGCGGUCCCGAUGUUGCUACUGAUCAACAUCCCGGAACGCAGGCUGAAAUAGCCAUGGCCAAGAUGUGGCCUUUCCGUUACUUGGGAAUUCACUGCAGGGUCGAAGACGCGCUCCAGUAUGACGAUCGUGCCAUCUAUCCGAGAGCCAGCUCACGCUUGGGACCACGCCAUCAGGCAAAUGUCAACGUGUGGCAUGGCAGACCUGUGGAGCUUGUAAAGCCCGCCGACAUUAAAAAGCGCUUCGUUAAGGGUGGAGGUCAGAAAAAGGACACCAAGCUUACGAAAGAGACCAUUGCAGCGAUUGAGGCUGAUCGGAAGGAACGAGAGAAGAGGCCUAAGUGGAUACAAGACGAACCUACAGGCUACGUCCACAGAGGAGAGGAUUACGACAACGAUGACCCCAGAAACACAGCCAAACUCAUGUUCAAGAUGCCAGAAAAUGACGAACAUGCUCCUGAAUCGAGCGAGGCGUUCAUCGACAACUUCAUGGAACGUGCAAAGGGUACUGCAAAAUCGCUUAAGGUCACAACCUGCGGCUCCAACCUUCUGGAUAAAGCACUCGAGCUUUUGAUCCAAAACAAGUACAACGCGAACAAGGCAAUUGAACAACUAUCCAAGGUCGAUCGCGUCAAGGAUCUCAAGGAGCCCAUACUCACACCAGACGAGUUGAAGAAAUUCGAGGAAGGCGUGAUAAAGUACGGCUCGGAGCAUCGUUUGGUCCGGCUUCACAUGAAGACACAACUGCCAACCUCUACUAUCGUACGCUUUUACUACCUCUGGAAGAAGACACCCCGCGGCCGACAAAUAUGGGACAACUAUGGAGGACGCAAAGGACGAAAGCGUCAGAACAUGGACGCUGCGAGCAAGCUUCAAGCCGAAGUUGCCGACGAUCUAGACGACUCUGCUUUCGACGCCGAAAAAGCUAUCACCCAGAAGAGAGGAUUCCAGUGUAAGCACUGCUCUACAAGACAUUCCCGCCAAUGGCGCAGAGCUCCCGGAAUCACACCUGGUCAAACAGUGCCUUCUGGUGAGGGGAAAGGAAGCAAAGACAAGAGUAAUCGUUUGCUUCUGGCACUUUGUGGUCGCUGUGCUGGACUUUGGAGAAGGUAUGCGAUCGUAUGGGAAGACAUCGACGAAGCCACCAAAAAGGCCGUCCAAGCCGGUGGACGUGCAUGGAAGCGCAAAUUUGACGAAGAAGUCGUUCGCGAGAUAUUGGCCUCCAAUGAGUCCGCAGCAGUCGACCCGGGAUUCAUCAUCCAGUCAGUCGAAGGGGCAGAGCCGCCGAAGAAGAAGGCCAAGAUGGGACUCGAUAGCACCGACAAGAAGAAGGCUCCGAAGCUCCCGACUCCGCCGCCCCCUCCCAUCGUGCCCGAGCAACCCAGAUGGAGAGACCUCCCUUGUUUUGUCUGCAAUGUUCUUGACUCUGCAGGCGAACGACCUAUAGUGUGUUCACACUGCAAACUUAGCGUACACAAGAGGUGCUAUGGUCUCUCGAUUCAAGCUGUACCAGCAAAGUGGGUCUGCGAUCAAUGUACCAACGAUAGGACGCCAACAGUGUCCACUGAGUACAUGUGUACCUUGUGCCCCAUCGAAGAAACCAUUCAAGAGAUGCUCGAAGCACCAAGGGUUACUCACAAGAAAAAGUCAGACCGCGAGCGCGAAAAGGAGAGAUUGGAGAAAGAGCUCAUGGACAGUGUACAGCUGGAGUACAACAAGAAGCAAGCUAGUCUGAAUCGUCCCAGUAACCCCAGAGAGCCACUGAAACGCACUGAUGGCAACAAUUGGGUCCACGUCCAGUGCGCGAUAUGGACGCCCGAGAUUCGAUUCAGCGAAGCCAGCCUUUUGGAAAGAGCUGAGGGAUUCAGCGCUAUCCCGUUAGAGCGCUACGAGGCAACAUGCAAGAUCUGCAAGAAGAACAAUCAUGGAGCUUGUGUGUCGUGUUUGCAAUGUCGUGCCAACUUCCAUGUCGGCUGCGCUAUCCAGGCAGAAUACACACUGGGCUUCGAUGUGACACCGGUCAAGGGGUCGCGCAAAGAUCAAGUCAUAACGGCGACGCUUGGCGAGGAAACCGGUUCACUUACAGCUGCCAUCUGGUGUAAGGAACACGCCGUCAAGACUCCCGUCCACCCCAUCAGCGAGGCUACAGAUGACAAAGGUCAAAACGCCUUACAAGUGUUCGUCGAGAACUACAAACAAGCAGACCCGACGCUUACUGGAACCGCCCGUAAGGCUAACUUGCUGAGUCAGUCAACGAAGCUAGCUUCACAAGCGACUCAUACGAUUUCAACGACGAAUCGCCGGGUCUCUACAGCAAGCAACGUUGUACGAUCCGCGCGCGACUCGCCAGCAGGAGCUUCCAGAGCCGAACAAGCGGAUGGCGCGGGCUCUCCUGAAGAUGAGCUUAUCAAGACAUGUCUCAAGUGUCAGACCGACACCAGCCCGAGAUGGUGGACGACUGAAGAGACCAUGAAGAGAUUACAGGCUCAGCCGUUAGCCACAACGCGCAAAGAGGAUGCUUUCAAAGGCUACAGGUGCAACAAGUGUCAUUUCAAACGGAUUAAUGCUCCGCAAGAAGCUUCGCCAUCGCCGCCCUCUGCACGAAAGAGGGUAUCAUUGUCACCUCCUAAACAAUUUCCUCUCCAGAUCGGAUGGGUCACAGGAAUCGCAAACCAAACCCCACAGCAGCAGCAACAGUCUCAAGCACCCAUGCAGAUAGCACCGUCCCAGCCACAGCCGCAAGCUCCAAUCGAAGCCGUGGGACAAAUGCAACCUCCAGCUCCUCAGGCAUACCCUGGACAAUACCAAUCAUCGCAUUCGCAAGUAAACGGAUAUGCAUCUAGUGGUGUACCAACCUAUGGUCAUGGCACAUCGCCUGCCUUCGUACAGCCUAAUGGUCAGCCUCAAGGUCAGCACCAUCAUGUACCAAUGAGCAAUGGAAUACAUGGAGUGCACCACCAACAUCCUCAGACGCUGCCACCGAUCGCAAAUGGUCAGCAAAGUUCUAACGGCAGCCUCGGACACGGCACUCCACCUGCAGGGUUCCCUCGAGCUGCCACGCCACGUGACGGAUCAGUAGACAUGAGAAACAAUGGGGCAAGCGCGAGUCCAAGUCUGAGAAAUUUGUUGCACUAGAACUUCUCGGACUGCAGAUGAGGGAGUCGAGAUAGUGAUAAUGGUAGUAAUCCUGUUAUGGUUCAUUGAUGGAAGACCAAAGUGGUCGAUAGCUUAUUGCUAGUAAUGCAUACAAUUGCAUCGAACCAAAUGUUAUUAAUAUUCCCAACUUAAUUUU
Molecule: messenger RNA, 5180 nt
Organism: Aureobasidium pullulans EXF-150
Lineage: Eukaryota; Fungi; Ascomycota; Dothideomycetes; Dothideales; Saccotheciaceae
Exons: 3
Coding region: 413-5023 (1536 amino acids)
Biological process (GO): histone catabolic process
Cellular component (GO): Lid2 complex
Molecular function (GO): ubiquitin-protein transferase activity; chromatin binding
Source: RefSeq, a predicted model, not a curated record